Molecule: messenger RNA, 2024 nt
Organism: Anguilla anguilla (European eel)
Lineage: Eukaryota; Metazoa; Chordata; Actinopteri; Anguilliformes; Anguillidae
Gene: irf2bp2b
Product: interferon regulatory factor 2 binding protein 2b
Exons: 2
Coding region: 1-1527 (508 amino acids)
Biological process (GO): regulation of transcription by RNA polymerase II
Cellular component (GO): nucleus
Molecular function (GO): transcription corepressor activity
Source: RefSeq, a predicted model, not a curated record
AUGUCGUCCGCGGCGGUUGCUGCUUCGAGAAGGCAGUCAUGUUAUUUAUGUGACUUGCCCCGCAUGCCGUGGGCUAUGAUCUGGGAUUUUACCGAGCCCGUCUGUCGAGGAUGUGUCAACUAUGAAGGAGCCGACCGUAUCGAGUUUGUGAUUGAGACUGCCCGGCAAUUAAAACGGGCUCAUGGCUUACAGGAGGGAAGAUCUUCUCUUCCAGGGAAACCGCAACUCUCGGGUAAAGAGAUGCAGUCGAUCAACCACACGCCUGGAGAUCCCGGAUCACGGCCGCCACAGCCCCUGGAUCGCUAUCCCCUAACCUCCGACAGACCGCCGAGAUUAGGUCCAGAGUAUCAGUCGGGGAGGCAGGCGAACGGCAUUCCUGUUCCGAACGGAUUUCCAAAACCAGACGACCCUCCGGAGCUGAACAGACAGAGCCCCAACCCUCGCAGGACUAGCACGGUUCCCCCAAACUUAGUGCCUUUGGUUAACGGGAACAUGCCCCCCGUACACGCGCUGAACGGAAGACCCGCACAAAUGGGGAUCCCCGGCACGUUAACGGCACCGAGCCCGAGCGAGCUCGGCGCCAAGCGGCCGGAGGACAUGAAAGACAAGCACAGUUUAUCGGACCUCAGCGACGGUCACAAGAGGGCUGAGGAUUGGAUGAACAAGGGGAAAACGGUCAGGGACUUAAUGGCGCUGCAUACUUUCGACAGCAGGUACAAGAAAGAGCAUACGGCCAUGCAGCAAAGAGUGAUGGGAUACGAGCCCAGCGCCACAAUCUCCAAAUCAGAGAGAGGAAAGCACCCCCGAAACAUGAAGAGAAAAGCGUCGCCGGAGCCUGAUGGCGAUGGCGGCCCGGCCAAGCUGAACGGCGAGGGGGGCCAGCCGUGGCUCCCGCCGUCCGCCGAGGUCCUGAAGAUGCCCCCGACGGGGGCGCCCCCCGGCUUCCCCACGCCGCCCUCCACCAUAUCCCCGCACUCCCGCACCUCCCCGCCGGGCGAGGGCGCCCAGAACGGGCAGUCGCCCAUGGCGGCGCUCAUCAUGGCCGCCGACAACGCCGGGGGCAACAGCUCGCCCAAGGACGCCGCCCAGGUGCACUCCACCACCCGCCGGAACAGCAGCAGCCCCCUCUCCCCGUCCUCCAUGAGCCAGCGGCGGCUGGCCCACCGCGAGGGCCCCGGCGGGAUGGUGGGGGGAGGCGCCCCCCACGUCCCGGGCCUGGAGCAGGCGCCCCCGCAAAGCAUUCCGGACUCCUCUGUGCCCAGCAGCGUCCCGCUCUGCUGCACCCUCUGUCACGAGAGGCUGGAGGACACGCACUUCGUCCAGUGCCCCUCGGUGCCGUCCCACAAGUUCUGCUUCCCCUGCUCCCGGGAGAGCAUCAAGCAGCAGGGGGCCACGGGGGAGGUGUACUGUCCCAGCGGGGAGAAGUGCCCCCUGGUCGGCUCCAACGUGCCCUGGGCCUUCAUGCAAGGCGAGAUAGCCACCAUUCUGGCGGGAGAUGUCAAAGUAAAAAAGGAGAGGGACCCUUAACUUUAUUAGCAUUUUUUUUUUUUUUUAAACAAACAAAAACAAACAAAAAAACAAACGUAUAUAUACAUAUAAAUUUACAUGGCAUACCAUCCAAACAGAUAAAAAGAGCUGAAAUGGACUUGUACAUAUUGGACGGAAGGGAAGUAUACACUUCGUAAAAAACAAAAUAAAAAAUAAAAAAAAGACAAAAAAAAAAACAUGGCUGUAUAAUUUUUGAUUUUUGAAUACAUUGUGUUUCUAUAUUUUUGAAGAUAAAGGUAUGUACUCAUUAUAAUGGACUACUUUUUUUCCUCCUUUUUUUGUUGAUGUUAAAAAAAGGCAAAUUAUCGAUGUACUUUUAGGUCUGGUGGCAGUUCCUGUUAAACAUAGAAUGUGACUAAUGCUACUCUACGAGCACUUGGCAAAACUGAAAAAUGCUUCUAGCUGUACUUGUUAUGCACUUGUUUAAAAAAAAAAAAAAAAAUUGCCAAAUACAAUUUCUGACCUUGUAAUAAUAA